Molecule: messenger RNA, 220 nt
Organism: Lymnaea stagnalis (great pond snail)
Lineage: Eukaryota; Metazoa; Mollusca; Gastropoda; Lymnaeidae
Source: the annotation of a GenBank genome assembly
GUGGCCUGGAGAUCUGUGGACCAAGACAAGUUUAUGACCAUUGGAACAAUGGCCUGGUCACCAGAUGACGACAUCCAAGUUGAUCACGUCAAGCACAGCGAGGAGCUGGAAGACUGGACACUCAUCUUUCCGAAAGUGAAGAAAUCGGACAGUGGCUUGUAUGAGUGCCAGCUGACGUCAGUGGCCGGGUACCAUACGCUCGUCAGGUUGAUUGUUGUAG